AUGGCAGGUAAUUCUUCCGUCAACGUCCAACCGGUCCCAAAUAGCCGGGAACCUCUCCAGCAGGAUGUUGAUCCUGACGAAGGCAACUUCCAUGGCUUGCCCCUUUUUACUGCACCGCUGUACAGCAACGCUGAGCAGACCUGGUCUAAGCUGCAGUCCAGUCCUCCGCUUCCACCAGUCCAGUAUCGAGGCACGAUUACCCCUGGCUCUCAUCCCAACUGGUCUUCAAGCUCGGUGAGGCAAGGACUAUUCCAGGGCAACAACAGCUGGAACUCGAACCACAGCUUCGAUAUUUCUGGAGGUGUCAACUUCUUCAACGGAACCCAUGCGGCGUAUGGUAUUCCAGUAUCCGAACACCCCCAGGAACUCUCCGCGCCGGAACUCAACCAUAAUGAAGCCGGCGGCAAGUCUCAUGUAGUAACGAAGCCACCGCACCAGUCCUCCGGUGCUGAGAAGCACCAGACCAACGUACACGAACCCCUGAGCAAUAUAGCUGAAGCGUCCAACUCGUUUGCCGCAUCCGAUCCUCGUCUCUGCUUUUAUGCACAGCCGAUGCCUCCCGAACAUAGUCAUCAUCUUCCACGUUUCGUUCCACUUGAUCUUCCGCAGGGCUGGCGCUCCAUGCAGCGGGUGGAUCUCGAGCCUGUUGUCCUCAACCCUCACGACUGGGCUUUUCGGCUAACACCCGCUGGACCUGUUGCAUUGACCCCGGCGGAGGUCUUUCAAUAUAGAAUAACAGGGGUUUCCCGUAGCAGACGGACACCUCAGUCCAAUCCAGACCCUAUGGUCAUCGAUCUUGAACUAAUAGACGAUGAGCUAACGGAAUUCAUGCCACCAAAUUCGCGCCGGGGUGACCCUGACCAACUGACAGCAUAUGCAGACCCUUUAGGCGGGUUACCUCCGAAAGUAGCGUACGAAGGAGCAGUGCGGGCGAAGAAACGUAAACUUCAGGGGCCAUUAUCCCCAUCAGUAGUCAGGUCAAUCGAGCAGGAAUCGGAUGGCGAUGCCGCCCUGUUGUGUCCCAUGGGCAUAAUAGAUGUGGAAGACGCAUGGGCCUGGAUUCGACACAUGGCCCAAAACCCAACGCCCGAAUACCAUGCUCCUAACCGAAAGCCCGAUGAACGCCUAAAGUCGGCCCACAAGGUUAAGCAUCCAAUCCCCGAGCUCAUGAUGGUGGCUCUAAAACCACCGGGUUCGGGCAUCGGCUCGCAACUAAAGGACCAAGACGCGCUGCCAUUCUGCCAGACCAGGAGCAUUACACCUCCCGAGAAGGUCGGUGUCCACGAACAUCUCGGUAGCCACGUCGAACUCACUCUGAUCGAGUGCGCUGCGUACUUUCCUCGUCAGGCUAUACGGCCGGAGUAUCUGAAACGCUUCCGCCGCGCUGGUAUGGGCAGCGUGGGUACCGUGAGCUUGAUCAACAUGCUCCGGCAGCUCACAGGCAAAUCCAAUUUCCACGAGUCCCGGCUAUCUCACACCUUCAAGCGGUACGGUUGUACAGCAGACAACAAUGCGACCAGAGACUUCACCGCGCAGCAAUGGACGCCCGAUACCGGCUCUAAGACCAUCGACUAUCCACUCCUUGCACUUGAGCAUGGAGUCGUGCACCUUCCACAGGGCGACGACGCAGGGCCACUAACAAAGCUCAUUCAGUGGUGCAAGAACAAUGCUCAACACCGGGUUCUGCUUAGCGAAGUGCCUGCCCUUCUUUCGACGGCAGGCAUAUCCUCGACGAUUGCUCGCCCAGCCGAUGGACGGUGUCCGGAUCGAGUCGCACACGGGCGCCAUCACCAGGCCAUACAGAUCGAUAGGAAGCGCAUCUUGAAGAUUCGGCAUGAGCUCGAUCGUACGAGGAGGGCCGCAAACGCAGUCGACGAGGAGCCUAGCGAGACGGAGCGGGAGGAGGACCCAAUGAUAGUGGAUUUGGUCGAGUAG
Messenger RNA from Trematosphaeria pertusa, 1935 nucleotides. RefSeq lists its product as uncharacterized. NCBI's taxonomy places the organism in Eukaryota, Fungi, Ascomycota, Dothideomycetes, Pleosporales, Trematosphaeriaceae. The transcript has a single exon. Bases 1 to 1935 code for a protein of 644 amino acids. The record is from RefSeq and is a predicted model, not a curated record.